AAAGGCUGUACCUACCAAACCUAACCUUUUACAAAACCAACUGGACAUACAAGAAGUUGGCAUUGGCACAAGAAAAGAAAAAAGCUCCAGCAUUCCUGUCUCCUUCUUCUUCCCCUAUUUCCGUCAACAUAUUUACUCCAACUCCACAAUUUUGACCAAACCAAUACAUACAUACAUACAUACAUACUUACAUAAUUACAUAUAUACAUAUACAUACACCAUUAAAAUCUCUCCAAACUCCUCAUUUUAAAUUCCAUCAACUUUCUUUGCUUUUCGUGCAUCGAUUAUAUCUCCAGAUCAUUCUGUUUAUUUCUUCUAAUUAUAUCAACAUAAUGUCUGCAAGUACGUUUCACCAAGCCAUUGGCAGUCUCCACUCUAUUGGGUAUGUCAGUAAUUCUACCUUUCACAACGAAUGUGGCAAUGUUUCUAUGAGGUUGAUCACAAGAGGUUUUAAGUUAGAGAUCAGCCCAUCAAAAAGAGAAGAUUAUUGCUCCAGAAACAGAAGUUGUGGGACAAUUCAAGCAUCGUUGUCCUCUUAUCAGACUCCAGAGAGCAAUCCAAUUUCAUCAAGUGGCACCAAUAAGGACUCUUCAAAGAAAUCAAGUGAAGCCGCUUUAAUAUUGAUUAGGCAUGGAGAGUCUCUUUGGAACGAGAAGAACUUGUUCACGGGGUGUGUUGACGUGCCUUUAACAAAAAGGGGUGUGGAGGAAGCCAUUGAAGCUGGAAAGAGAAUAAGCAACAUACCCAUUAACAUAAUAUAUACAUCAUCAUUGAUUCGUGCACAGAUGACUGCUAUGCUUGCUAUGACUCAACAUCGCCGGAAAAAGGUACCUAUUGUCGUGCACAAUGAAAAUGAACAGGCGCAUGCUUGGAGUCAAAUUUUCAGUGAAGAAACAAAAGAGCAGUGUAUACCCGUUGUUACAGCUUGGCAACUAAAUGAAAGAAUGUAUGGGGAACUACAAGGCCUAAACAAGCAGGAAACUGCGGAUAAAUAUGGAAAAGAACAAGUUCAUGUGUGGCGACGUAGUUAUGAUAUACCUCCACCAAAUGGCGAGAGUUUGGAAAUGUGUGCAGAAAGAGCAGUUGCAUACUUCAAAGAAGAGAUUGAGCCUCAACUCCGAGCUGGGAAAAAUGUAAUGAUUGCUGCACACGGGAAUUCCUUGAGAUCCAUCAUCAUGUAUCUUGAUAAACUCACUUCUCAAGAGGUUAUAAGUUUGGAACUAUCAACGGGAAUACCUAUGCUUUACAUUGCUAAAGAGGAAAAAUACAUCAGAAGGGGAAGUCCAGCAGCCCCUACUGAGGCAGGCGUUUAUGCUUACACAAAGAAUUUGGCCAAAUACAGGCAGAAGUUAGAUGAGAUGCUUCAUUGAUGCAAACAGUUUCUCAUGCUUAUGAAUAUCGAGACGUUUAUUGCAGUUUUAUUGGAGCGUGUUUACAAUCCAUUUUCUUCAUGGAUCAGUAGCUAUACAUGUUGCUUUCGAGUAUCUAUAGGUAGCAAAGAGAAUCUUAUUAGAUGCAAAUAUUGUGAAACAUAUAUGAACGUUUUCUAAGCAGUAGAAAAGCAAACUGUGUACUGCUUUUGAUAUAGAAGAUGUCAGUUUCUGUGUGAUAUUAGGUACCCGUAUAUGAUAUUCUGGGUCAGGAAUUUUAUUUUAUUUUUUCGCAACCACUGUUUUGUAAUAUUUAUGGAAGUUAUGUAUAAUCAAAAUAUGCAAAAGACUCUGUGCUUA
Molecule: messenger RNA, 1730 nt
Organism: Erigeron canadensis
Lineage: Eukaryota; Viridiplantae; Streptophyta; Magnoliopsida; Asterales; Asteraceae
Product: 2,3-bisphosphoglycerate-dependent phosphoglycerate mutase 1-like
Exons: 8
Coding region: 333-1370 (345 amino acids)
Biological process (GO): glycolytic process
Molecular function (GO): intramolecular phosphotransferase activity
Source: RefSeq, a predicted model, not a curated record